GUCUGUCGCCGGAUGGUGACGUCAUCGCCAGCAGUGCAUGCUGUAUUGUUCGGGCUGCCCAAAACCGGUUCUCGUUAAGAGAGAUAUCAUACUUCAUUGACAAUGGGGAUUCUCGAAAAGAUAGCAGAGAUCGAGAGAGAAAUCUCUCGAACACAGAAGAAUAAAGCCACUGAGUAUCAUCUGGGUUUAUUGAAAGCCAAGCUAGCCAAGUACAGAGCCCAGCUUUUAGAGCCCUCAAAGUCAGCUGGACCAAAAGGUGAAGGCUUUGAUGUCAUGAAAUCUGGUGAUGCGAGAGUAGCUCUCAUUGGAUUUCCCUCCGUUGGAAAGUCUACUUUUCUUAGUUUAAUGACAAAAACAGAAAGUGAAGCGGCUUCAUAUGAAUUCACCACGUUGACCUGCAUCCCAGGUGUCAUUGAGCACAAAGGUGCCAACAUACAGCUGCUGGAUUUGCCUGGUAUCAUUGAGGGUGCUGCACAAGGUAAGGGCAGAGGCAGACAGGUCAUUGCUGUGGCCAGAACUGCAGAUGUGGUCAUCAUGAUGCUGGAUGCAACCAAAGGAGAUGUUCAGAGGGAACUUCUGGAAAAAGAGCUUGAAUCUGUUGGCAUCAGACUCAACCGGUCCAAACCAAAUAUAUAUUUUAAGCCUAAAAAAGGUGGUGGACUGUCGUACAAUUCAACGGUUCCGCUCACACAUUGCUCAGAGAAACUUGUUCAGCUCAUUCUUCAUGAGUACAAAAUCUUCAACGCUGAGGUGUUGUUUAGAGAGGACAGCACUCCAGAUGAAUUUAUUGAUGUCAUUGUGGGCAACAGAGUGUACAUGCCUUGCUUAUAUGUUUACAACAAAGUGGACCAGAUCUCAAUAGAGGAAGUAGAUCGUCUUGCUCAUAGACCUAACAGUGUAGUCAUCAGCUGUGGCAUGAAACUGAAUCUAGAUUACCUCCUUGAGCAGUUAUGGGAAUACCUGGCUCUGAUCUGCAUAUAUACCAAGAAGAGAGGAGAACGACCAGAUUUUGGUGACCCUAUAAUCAUGAGAAGAGGAGCUUCAGUUGAACAUGUGUGCCACAGAAUCCACAGGACAUUAGCAAGUCAGUUCAAGUACGCACUUGUCUGGGGAACAAGCACAAAGUACAGUCCUCAGAGAGUAGGACUUACACACAUCAUGGAACACGAGGAUGUCAUUCAGAUUGUGAAGAAAUAAAAUCUAGUCUUCACAUCAACUACUGGGGUCGGCAACCUAUGGCACGUGUGCCAGCACUGGCACGCGGAGGGGUAAUCACUGGCACGCCAACAACGGCGAGAGAGGAGUAAACUAUUUUAUUCUUAUGAAAUUCCGUACCUGCAUUCCAAUCUACAUCUUGAUAUAAUCCUUCCUCAUGAUCACGCAGCGUUUUUUCAUGAGCUGAUUGUGAGGCUAAACAAAAAGUUAAAAUGUGAGGAGACUGCAGUAUACCCAACAGACUCGUGCAGCGCAUGCAAGCCAUUCGCGCAUCAUGAGCCGGCAGCGCUUCACUUUCGGUUAAUCGUGCGAAUAAACGCGCCCGCUUUGCUGCGGUUAGGCUGCACGGAUAACAGCCUACAUUCUGUUUCAUUUGUUUCUUUUUGCUUUCAGAACAACACGUGAUGUAAUAAAGAAAACACCACUAUUAAUGCUUGAGAUUUCCAAGCCAGCAUACAGGUACACCCUCCUUAAACUAUGGUCACACUCAAAAUUACAUUAAAAGAUUAAGAAGAAAACAUAAACCCACAUCGUGGGGUUAAAAAAAAUAUGAGUCUAUUCAAAAUAUAAAUUAAACCUGUAAGUAAAGUUUUAGGAUUUUGCAGAUGCGAUUUACCGAAAAGGGCUAAAUAGCUGAUUGGCUUGUGAUGAACGAAUGGCUUGCACACGCAGCACGAGUCUCGUCACACUUUAAUAGUGUUUAACCUCCCAUUCAGCUGAUGAAAACACGCUGCGUGAUCAUGAGGAACGAUUACAUCAAGAUGUGGAUUGGAAUGCAGUUGCAAAAAACUUCAUAUAAAUAAGAUCUCUCUCGCUGUUGCUUCCGUGCAAGUGAUUACAUGAUUACAAUGACAUAAUAUAAGAAAUAUUUAAGAUUCCACACUUUCGUGAUCAGUAAUCAAAUAAGCAAAUUUGUGACAUUUAAGUGUAUUAACUCAUUUUGUACAAAAGGAUAGGUUUUCUUUCAUUAAAGCACUUUGAGAAGAUGCUCUGUGAAAAUUCACAUGCAAGAUUUUUCACAUGCGGGUUUUGCACAAAUUUUUCACUCAAACUGUUAUGCUGAUAAUAUCAUUUGUAAUGAAAAAUAAACAAUUAAAUAGAAAAAUGUAAAAUAUAAACAUUUUCACAAGUGGACUCAAACUUCGGAAAAUCACAUACAAAAUCGGCACAGCCAUUGACCAGGAAAAUAAAAAAAUGCCACUCCAUGUCAAAAAGGUUGCCAACCCCUGAACUACAGUAUGAACAGAAUUUUUAUUUUUCUGCUAACAACUACAAUGUUUCCAAGAAUUUAUGGAAUAGACUUGUGCUCAAGACUUAAAAAUAGAAAUUGUUUAUUUUGUUUAUGGAAAUUCAUCUACCUUACAAAACCCAUUAUAUAUUUAGACCAUU
Molecule: messenger RNA, 2604 nt
Organism: Myxocyprinus asiaticus (Chinese sucker)
Lineage: Eukaryota; Metazoa; Chordata; Actinopteri; Cypriniformes; Catostomidae
Product: developmentally-regulated GTP-binding protein 2
Exons: 13
Coding region: 103-1197 (364 amino acids)
Biological process (GO): cytoplasmic translation
Cellular component (GO): cytoplasm
Molecular function (GO): GTP binding; GTPase activity
Source: RefSeq, a predicted model, not a curated record